AAGUUGCAGAUCACUGGGAUAUUUGGCACUUACUAAUGGCCACUCAACUUCCCUGGUGCCCAACUGCCUGCAAUUCCCAGAGGACUGGGGUCUCUUCUUGCAACAACAAUUGCAGAGCUGCAUUACCAUCCUCUUGUGCAUAAAAUGAACAUCCUCGUGUCAUGUUCUUGACCUUUGUCGACAGGACCUUUCGAAUGCAGGUGAAGGCCAUAUUUCAUGAACUUCAAGCGGAUAGAUGCAGAUGGCAGAGCGCUUAAAAGAAUUUAUUGAGACUGCAGAAUAGAUGAAAUUAUGACCUUGGAGAACAUGAUUGCCGAAGUUGUAGCGCAGCCCUGAAGUUCCUUUCUCCUCGACUGGUGUGAGAUGGACGUCACUGUGGAACCACAAAGGGUCUUGUGCGCUUCUUUCCAAUUGGCGGCAUUCUAUGUGUGAUAGUGAUGACGGAAUGGAAAGCAUUGGGUUUGCAGCCUUGAGUUUGUUUCUUGAAGAUGUUUUUGUUCAUGUCAAGGAGACUUCGGCUGCACCUUACACUUGAAAUGGGUAAUGGCCUGAUCAUAAGAACAAAGCAUUUGAGCCAUCCCCUUUCGCUUGUGUUUUGGCGUUUGCAAGGUCUUAGAUUUGAGCUGCUGCCAAUGUCAGACAGUUGAGCAUUUUUCAAGUCCACUUCGGUUAACAAGAAGAACAUUCCUCGAAGUGUUUGAAAAUGGAUCAUAACAACGCAUUGACAAAUCAGAUGGAGAGCACCGGCGGUGAAGUAACCAAUCUUACAAGCGCCUGUUUCAUCAAAGCGUGCUGUCAUGGCCACCUGUAUUCAAUCAACAAGCAUGGAAUCGUCACAACUCGGACAUUUCCAUCUCAAAAAGUGAGCAAAAUUCACUACGAUUUUUCAUACCCGGAAUGGAAGAUCUCGGAGCUGGCUGUAGAGGCAGCGCUCAAGUCAACCACACCUCCGCUGUCAAGGACAAAGAGCUAUGAGAUUGAGCUUCGGGACAUGUCAUACAAGAUUACAAAGCCACGAAAAUCUGCAAGUCCGGGAUGGUGGGGCUGCUGUGGCAAUAAACAUGACGAUUCGAUUGAGAAAAUAGACUCAUCGAAGUAUGUGCUAAAUCGAAUUAACAUGAAAGCAAGGCCAGGGGAGAUUCUCGGAGUGGCUGGGCCAAGUGGAGCGGGGAAAUCCACGCUUCUGGAGGUCCUGGCAUGUGAACUCAGGCCAAGCAGCCGCCCAAGCAGCAUGUUGGUCAAUCAGCAACAAAUGGAGCGUCAGCAAUUUCGAAGGAUCUCAGGUUACGUAAUGCAAGAUGAUGCGCUAUUUCCAAUGUUGACUGUCGAAGAGACCUUGAUGUACAGCGCUCGUCUUCGCAUCUCUUCGUAUAUUUCUAUGGCCGAGAAGAAGCUGCGAGUGCAGAGUACCAUGGAAGAGCUUGGCUUGCUCCAUGUUGCGAAAUCUCGCGUCGGCAACGAUAAUUUUCGAGGACUUUCUGGUGGAGAGAGGCGCCGUGUUUCCAUCGGCGUAGAUGUCAUCCACGAUCCUGCCGUAUUGAUACUCGAUGAACCCACGUCUGGAUUGGACAGUGGUUCCGCUCUGCAUGUGGUAUCGAUGUUGAGCAGAAUGGCAAUAUCCCACAAUCGCACCAUUAUUCUCAGCAUACAUCAACCAAGCUAUCGAAUUCUUGAGCUCCUGAACUCCAUUUUGUUGCUAGCUGGCGGAAAGGUAAUUCAUCACGGACCUCUGGAUCUGCUCUCGGUUCGACUUGCUGCUUCAGGUCACACGAUUCCAGAGCAAAGCAAUCCGCUAGAGUACGCGAUUGACAUCAUUGACCAACUGGAUGAAGAUUGUAACUGUUGCACGUUCGAAAAUCCUGCAACUGCCAGACCUCCGGGCAACACAGAACUGCAACACUACGGUAGCUCAGAUUUAGACAGUGCGCAUGUACUGCUUCCAAAGUCGACCAAAUUGUGUACCAAUCCGUCCGACAUUUCUUUCGCUAACUCAAGCUGGCAAGAAAUCGCCGUUUUGGUACACCGGUUCUUCAUAAAUGUUUACAGGACGAAGCAGCUCUUAAAAGCACGCACGCUGCAUUCACUGAUUGGAGGCAUCUGUCUGGGUAGCGUGUAUGCAAACAUGGGACACGGCACCCGAGGAAUGUCCGAGCGCUAUGGUCUUCUGGCUUUCAUUGUCACUCUCCUUCUAUCAUCAUCAAUAGAAGUCCUCCCCUGUUUCCUCGAGGAAUGUCGUAUCAUGUCUCGUGAGACAUCGAGAGGUGCGUACCGGAUGAUGUCCUACAUAGUGGCCAAUACCUUGAUAUUCCUCCCCUUCUUACUUUUCAAUGCCGUGCUCUUCUCCGCACCCCUCUACUGGUUGGUGGGCCUUGCACCCCAGCCCUUCGCUUUCCUCUUCUUCAUCCUGACGAUUUGGGUCCUCCUCGUCACGGCCUACUCCUUUGUGGCUCUAUUCAGUGCCAUUGUACCGAAUUACCAACUGGGAUAUACCAUCGUCAUGGGUUUAUUGGGCGCUUUCUUCCUCUAUUCAGGGUUCUUCAUUUCUAGGGAUAAUUUGCCGAAGUACUGGCUCUGGGCACACUACUUGUCCCUCUAUAAAUACCCCCUGGAAGCCCUCUUGAUUAAUGAAUACUCUCACGUCAGCGACAAAUGCUUCAGUGAUCUUUACGGGGCAGGGCAGUGCAGUCUCACGGGAAGUCAAGUGCUGGAGCAAGGAGGCCUCCAGGGAAGUGCAGACAACAAAUGGACCAACCUGGGAAUCAUGGCAGGUUUUGUUAUCCUAUAUCGAUUCCUCUGUUUUGUUGUUCUUCGUCUCAAGAUGGGGUGCAGGCGACGGUAGUAAUCUCUGCCAACCUGUCUAAUCUUGAUGAAUUUUUGCUCCCACGAUUUUAGUAAGCAAGAUGCCCACACAAAGCUCUCCCAAUUCAGUGUGUUAGUCUUUUCGGGAAAAAAAGCUUCUUCAGCUACAAGCUGAUCGGACAGCUUUAUUUAGGAACUAGCCCUUAAGUUAUUCCUAGAAAUGUACAAGAUGAAAUGAAGAACCUGUAUGAGUAGUGACCAACAUCAGCAAUAAUUGCAAGCUUAGAUAAGUAAUCUCCACUGUCGAUUGGACUCAAAUAAUCGGCGAUACCAGUUUAGCAAUCACCGAAUGUACACGUUUGGAAUCAAAUUAAGUUCAUAAACCCGUUGCCAUCUCUCAGAA
This is a messenger RNA of Physcomitrium patens, 3202 nucleotides long. RefSeq names its product ABC transporter G family member 4. Gene Ontology annotation, molecular function: ATP hydrolysis activity; ABC-type transporter activity; ATP binding. NCBI's taxonomy places the organism in Eukaryota, Viridiplantae, Streptophyta, Bryopsida, Funariales, Funariaceae. Gene Ontology annotation, cellular component: membrane. The record is from RefSeq and is a predicted model, not a curated record. Gene Ontology annotation, biological process: transmembrane transport.